Molecule: messenger RNA, 3941 nt
Organism: Amaranthus tricolor (Joseph's coat)
Lineage: Eukaryota; Viridiplantae; Streptophyta; Magnoliopsida; Caryophyllales; Amaranthaceae
Exons: 1
Coding region: 1121-2761 (546 amino acids)
Source: RefSeq, a predicted model, not a curated record
AUACUUUGAUCAAAAAGUUUAAACGGAUUAGAUCAAAGUAAGACGAAUAAAAAGAAUUGGAAGUAAUACUCAAGUAAAUAAAUUUUACACUGUGUUCGGAUAAGAGAAAUUGAGGGCAAGGAAUGCAAGGGAUUUGAAAUGAUUGAGAAUUUCUUGUUUGGAUAACAAAAAGUGAGGGGACAGAUUUAAAGAGGAGAGGUUUGGGGGAAAAACAUAGAUAAAUUUUGUUAACCAUACAAUUUCUCUUAAAGUGAAAAUAUUUGGAGGGAAAACAGUAAAACACUCGGUUUUCUCACAAAUAUGAUGCACUCUCCCUCCUUACUCAUUACCUACCUUUCCCUUUCUUCCCUUCCGCUUCACUUUCUUUCUUUUUUUUGCCUAAUUUAUUAUUCAAACUAAUGUAAAUAUGAAAAUACCGUAAAUCAGGAAUAAUAGAAUAACUUAAUAACAUCCCCCCAAAAUUGCAAAUAUCCUCUAAAUAGUAAAAAUGAGAUCUAGAUGGUUCUCGGAUCCAUAUUUCCUAUAGUGAAAUGAAUCCAAAACAUCUCCACCGUCCAUUGUAGAACCAACCCCAUGACAUGAUUUUGACUUCUCAACCAUUAUCAUUAUACAUUUAUACAUGCACUUCAUCUACUUUUAUCUUGUAUUAUCUCUGCACUAUUUUGCCUUCUAGAGGAAAUACUCUCAAAUCCUUUUUCUUCCACUCUAAUAAACAACUAACACAGCCUAACAAUUAUCAAAUUAGCCAAUAUUUCCAACUGAUCAGCCAAAAACUCUAUUCAACUACUCUAACUAACAAUCAUUUGCAACAUAAAACAUAGUGGGCCAUACUAAUAAAAGUAAUGUCACAAGUACUAGAGGUGUUUAUUCAUGUCAUCGAAUUAAUUUUGAGUCAAGUGUUUCGGGUCGAUUCAAAAUAGGAUCUUGAGUCCACGUUGAUUUUACAUUAUUUUAAACUCAUUUUGGCGUCGGGUAAAUAUCAAGUUCGUUUUGACCUGUUUUGAACACCUUUACCUAGUACAGAAUAAAAAUCUACUUUUUCUAGAGGCUUCUCAAGAGUUAUUCUUUUGAGCUUUUGAGGUAUCACACUAUCAGAUCACACUAAGCUUUCAUCCACUCAAUGGCUUACUAUUACAACUCAGAUUAUCCUCAAAGCAUUGGAGAUACAGAUACUUAUCAGUUCUAUUAUAAUGAUCAGUAUAACUACAAUAAUGAUGAUUCAAUACAAGAGCCAAGGUAUGUUCAGUUUUCUGAUACAGAAUUUUAUGGGAAUGCAUAUCAGCAUGCUCCAACUCCAUCUUUAGUUGGAUAUUAUUACUCUACUUUCAAGAAUGCAAAUUUGUUUAAUGGAAAUGGUGAGUAUUAUUAUGAUCUUGUUUCUACUGAAUAUAUUGUUUCUUAUAAUGUCAAUACUCCUGAAGAAACUAAUGCUAUUGUUGAAGAUAAAGAUCAGGGACAUGAUCCAAAAACUCAUGGGGGGGAUUCCUUUAAUGGGUCUGUAGAAGAUGAUGAAUAUGAUGAUGAUGAUGAUGAUGAUGAUGAUGAUGAUGAAUAUGAUGAUUAUGGUGAUGGUAAAGGUCUUCCUGUAAAUGAAGUUCAAAAUCUUGGGGUUGAAGCAAAACAAACUAAUGGGGUGAAUAGUGUUAGCAAGGUGAUCCAAGAAGAGAAGUCUAUGGAUGUGGAAAAAGAUGAUGAUGGUGAUGAUGGUGAUGGUAAAGAAGUUCAUCCUGUGAAGGAAGUUCAAAAUCUUGAGGCUGAAGAAAAACAAACUAAUGGGGUGAAUAGUGUUAGUAAGGUGAUCCAAGAAGAGAAGUCUAUAGAUUUGGAGGACGAUGGAGAUCAUUAUGAGGAUGAGGAUGAGGAUGAUUAUGAUGAUGAUGAUGAUGAUGAUGAUGAUGAUGAUGAAGGAGGAGGAGAAAAGCAAGAUGAUUCAGUUAAGGAGCCAUUGAAAAAUGAUCCAAUAGUACCAUUGGUUGGUGUUCUUCCUUUAAAAGAAGUACAAAAUCUUGGGGUUGAAGCAAAACCAAAAAAUAUAAAUGAAGAAAAAUUGGGUGAAGCAAAGCCAAAGAAGGUGACCUUUGUAGAUGAAGUGAUUCUACAAGAAAAAGCCCUAGAUUUGGAAGAGAAUGAAGAACAAAAGAAGAAAAAUGAUUUGGGUGGCAUAAGUCAACAAAAAAAGGCCUUAAAUUUGGAGAAACAAGUUGACAAGGACGAGGUUGAAGAUGAAGACAAAGAUGAAGAUAAAGAUAAAGACGAAGGAAAAAACAAAUAUUAUUUGGAGAAAUCAAACCCUCGGGAAGAUGAUAACGACCAGGUUGAAGAUGAAGACGAAGACGAAGAAAAAGGUGAUUUCGGUGAUAAAAAAGGAAGAAAAGAGGAGGAUUUUGGUAAUAAUAAUCAAAUAAAAAGGCAAAUGCCAUAUGGGUAUGGUAUUGAAGCAUUGGAUAUUUGUGAAGGAUUAUUUGGAAGUUAUUUUCCUUGUUUAUGGAAGAGAAAUCAGAGAGUUUAUAAUCAUGAAAGAGAUGUUAAUGAUAAUUAUAUGAAUGAUUAUGAUUAUUGUUGUAAAGAAACUGUUGAUUAUCUGUUUGGGAAUCCUAAUCCUUACGGCGGAUCGAUGCCGGAGAAAGGAAGUUAUGGAGAUCCUGUUUAUUGCUAUCAGAAGCAUCAUCCUCAACAGCCUGUUACUGAGCAUGUUCAAGGAACUUCUUCAUGGGAAAAUAUAUCAGGGUGUUACUGUGGUCUUAAUGGUAGUCUAUACUAGACGAGGAGAAACUCUCGCGUGGAUUUAGUGGAAUAGCGGAGUAGAGAGUAAGGAUUAAGGAGUGGCAGUUGGUGGAAUCGGGAGUAAUACGGGUGGAUUAGUAAGGUGAGAAGUGUCGCACAAUAAAAUGGGCGUGCACUAAGUCUAUAUUAUACUUCACCUAUGCGGACAAGUCUCAGAUUGGGUUAAUUUAUGUAGAAGAAUCUAUGUUUUAGCAAAAUUAAUCGGUGUUUAAGUGUCUUAUCUUUAUCCAAAUAAAAAGGAUGCAAUAAAUAUUUGAUAUAAAAUAAAGAGUCUAAAUUAUAUAGAAAACUACUGUAUAUCAUGUGUCAUGUCUUUUUCAUCUUAACACAAGUUUCUUAUUUUGUCCCAUAGAAUUUUCUAUACAACAGUAUACUUUUAGUUGUAUUGUGUUAUGUAGCAAAAUCAAAGUAACAGAUGUUGCAUUUCUAUGAGCAAAACAUUUCAUCAAGCAAAUAGUAGGAAUAUCAUGGUUGUCAUGGUACUCCUUUUGUUAUGAUGUUUCACAUUAGUAUAUGUCCUUAGUUUAACGCAAAUUCUUGUAUGAGACGGUCUUUCCGUAAGAUGUGUCUCAUGCAUGAGUUGAAUAGUCCAAUUAAUACAAAUUAAUAGCAUGAGUUUUUGUUAUGAGAUUGUCUCACCGAGAGACGGUCUCUCACGAGAGUAGCUCCUAAUUUAAUGCUUGGUGAUUGUUUUUUACUACAAUGAACCAUGUGAGACUAAAUUUGAUACAUUGGUUCGAAUCAAUAUUGUGUUUAGGGCUUACCUUAGCUAUGGUGGACUUAAAAGUGUUCAUAAUCUUAGCCAAAAACUUAUUUUAUGGCUUUCUGUUAAGGAUAUUAUUGUACAAGAUCUUCUUCUGGUUUAAUUUUGUUUGUUAUAUAUUGGUGUCGCUCAAAAUAAUUUACUUUUUCUCUCUUUAAAGAUCCUCCUUUUUGCAACUCUUACAAUAAAUUCUUUUAACUUUAACUUUGUUCUUUUAGUUUUUGUCUUUAUGAGGUAGACCGGAGGAAAGGAAGGAAUAGGGGAUCGGAGGAGAUAGCGAGAAUCAAAUUUAUGACUAUUUGAAAAAAUAAUAUAUAUUCCAAUCAACACAAGACGAUUUUCUUUUAGGUGAUUUGCUCUUUAAUUGCUUGUUACUUGGUUCAUUUAAUUGGUA